Messenger RNA from Pseudozyma flocculosa PF-1, 978 nucleotides. RefSeq lists its product as uncharacterized. Lineage: Eukaryota; Fungi; Basidiomycota; Ustilaginomycetes; Ustilaginales; Ustilaginaceae. Gene Ontology annotation, biological process: N-terminal protein amino acid methylation. Gene Ontology annotation, cellular component: cytoplasm. Gene Ontology annotation, molecular function: N-terminal protein N-methyltransferase activity. Bases 1 to 978 code for a protein of 325 amino acids. The record is from RefSeq and is a predicted model, not a curated record. The transcript has 3 exons.
AUGCCGCAAGCUGCCCGCGUCAUCCAUCCCUCGCCCGACGUCAAGCGCGGCGUCGAGUACUGGGAGGGCGUCGCCCCCACCGUCGACGGCGUCCUCGGCGGCUUCGGCCACGUCUCGCGCAUCGAUGCGCUGGGGUCACGCACCUUCCUGCUCAAGGUGCUGCCGCGCCUCUCGUACUGCGCCCCCGCCUCGAUCAACACCAGCCCCUUUGCCUGGAAGCAGGACAAGGUCGCUGCCCGUGGCGGAAAGGGCAAGGCGCGCACCCGGGCGCUCGACUGCGGCGCGGGCGUCGGCCGGGUGACGGAAAACAGCCUGCUCCCCAUCGUCGACGAAGUGCACAUGGUCGAGCCCGUGCCCAAGUUCCUCGCAGAGGCCAAGAAGAACUCGCCAAAGUGGCUGCCGCUCGCCACGCCGCCGUCCCAGUCGCCGUUCCAGGCCCGCAAGGCCGCCCACUUCCACUGCUCGACGCUCCAGGACAUUGACCCGGCGCGACCCUACAGCUCGGCGCAGAAGGGCAAGGGCAAGGAGUUCGAUCCCACCGUCUCGGUCGAUGACCAAAACGAAGGCGGCCCUGCGACAGGAUCCGCAGAUUCGGCCGCGGAAGCGACGUCAUCCACCGGCGACGACCACGAAGCGGGCAGCAAGCACGAGCCGCUCAAGUACGACGUCGUGUGGAACCAGUGGUGCCUGCAGCACCUAUCGGACAAGGACCUGGUCGCCUUCCUCAAGCGCUCAAGACAAGCGCUCAAGGACGGUCAAGGCGAGGAGGGCAUCAUCGUGGUCAAGGAAAACGUGUGCCAGGAGGCCGCCGACGGCAACGAGACGGUGUGGUACGACGACGAGGACCACUCGAUUACACGCUCGACAAAGGCCUACGAGCGCGUCUUUGCCGAGGCGGGCCUCAAGGUGAUCAAGUGCGAGGUGCAGCAGGGACUGCCGCAGGAGCUGUUCACUGUGAAGAUGUGGGCGUUGCGAUAG